AUUUCGAGAUAAUUUUACGUUAAGAAUGAAAUACCGAUCAAUCUUUACAUUCGGUCACUUUUACACACUGUCCCGUUAAAGCGGGUUUCAUUUAAUUAUUUUUUUUUGCUCAAAAAUGCCGUCAAAAUUUAAAUUUCAGGAAGGAGAACAGAUCUUAUGCUUCCAUGGUCCACUUCUUUAUGAAGCCAAAUGUCUGAAAUGUGAACUGAAAGAUAAGGCAGUGAAGUAUUUGGUCCAUUAUAAUGGAUGGAGCAAAAACUGGGAUGAGUGGGUGCCUGAGAGUAGAGUGCUGAAGUUCAACGAGGCAGGCCAGCAGAAGCAGAGGGAAUUACAGAAGGCUCAUUCAGUGAAAACGAAACCAGGCAAAUCGAGUAACAAAGAAUCAGCUAACAAAGAUAAAGAAUCUACAGAGAAGCACAAGCAGUCAGCAGCGUCUACUUCCUCCUCUUCGACAUCAGCAGCUGCCAGGCAAGGUCAGAAGGAUAAGAGGUCAGUCGACAAACCACAGCAACAACAACAACAACAACAUUCGUCAUCGUUGUCAUCAGUGACGUCAUCAGUGACGACAGCACAUCAGCAACAACAGCAGCAACAAUCUGAUAGCAAGGCUGACGAUGCUUAUUCUAACGCAUCGACGGAUACGGCUGAGAAGAUUGAUGGGAGUACGAAGAAGAAGAGGCAGAGGCCGAAUGAUUCUAUGCAUACUCUAUCAGCGCCAACUGAUUCUUUGAAGAAGAAGAAAGGCAAAGUGGAAAGUUCACCCGCUGUUGAAAUGGAGGAGUCCUACCUGGCAAAAAUGGACAUCGAGGUGAAGAUACCGCUGGAGUUGAAGGCCUGGCUGGUGGACGAUUGGGACCUUGUCAACAGGCAAAAACAGAUAGUAAGACUUCCAUGCACUCCAAACGUUGACACCAUACUGGAUGACUACCUGGAGUUUAAGAUCAAUAACUCUAAAAAUGUUUCCAAGGAUGCUUUGGAGGAGGUGUGCCUGGGAUUGAAAGAUUACUUCAACGCCAUGCUGGGCAACCAGCUUCUCUACAGACUGGAAAGGCCCCAAUACGCCGACAUCCUAAAUAAGCAUCCCGAUACGCCAAUGUGCAAGUUGUACGGCGUUCACCAUCUACUUAGGCUCUUUGUUAAGCUAGGGGGGGUCCUGGCCUACACCUCCCUGGACCGAAAGUGUCUGCAAGUUCUCAUGUCGCAUUUUCAAGAUUUCCUACAGUAUAUACUGAGUAACUCGUCUUCACUGAUGACCACCGAGAAUUAUGUCGUCAAUCCACCAGAGUUCAUGAGGAAGAUACUAUGAAUGAGUGAAUGAACUCUUCACUCAUUCAUUCACUCAUUCAUUCAUUCAUUCAUUCAUUUAUUCAUUCGUUCGUUCAUUCAUUCAUUGAUUUGUUCAUUCAUUCGUUUAUUCGUACAUUCAUUGAUUGAACAGUAGUCGAAAAAAAGAAUUAGGUUUGAUUGGCUAAUUAACUGGCCGAUUGAUUAAUUAAUUAGUUAAUUAAUUAAUUGAUUAACUAAUUAAUUGAUAUAACUGCUUAUUGGCUGAUUAAAUUUUAAAUGUUUCUGAUUGAAUGGAUGGUUUUAUUAAGGAAUAAAUUUUUUCGAUUGACUGAUUGAAUGAAAUGAAUGAAUGAAUGAAUAAAAAAACGAAAACAAAUGAAGGAAUAUAUGAUUAGAUGGCUGAGUUUCAAAUUGAUUGAUAGAUUGAUUGAUUGGUUGGUUGAUUGGUUGAUUGAUUGGAUUGAUUGAUAGAUUGAUUGAUUGAGUGAGUGAGUGAGUGAGUGAGUGAUUGAUUGAUUGAGUGAUUGAUUGAAUAGCUUUAUAGACUGAUUGAAGCACACUAUUUCAUCAUCAUAAAAAAAUAAUUUUAUAUGUAAAAAGUACAUAUGGUGUUUUAUUUUAUUUCAUUUUAGACAGUUACUUUUAAUUUUUUUUAUUCAAUUUAAUGUGAAGAACUUGGAAAAAUGUUUACAGAUAUCUUUA
Molecule: messenger RNA, 1989 nt
Organism: Helobdella robusta
Lineage: Eukaryota; Metazoa; Annelida; Clitellata; Rhynchobdellida; Glossiphoniidae
Exons: 16
Coding region: 116-1306 (396 amino acids)
Biological process (GO): chromatin organization; regulation of DNA-templated transcription
Cellular component (GO): nucleus; NuA4 histone acetyltransferase complex
Source: RefSeq, a predicted model, not a curated record